This is a messenger RNA of Nerophis ophidion (straightnose pipefish), 4225 nucleotides long. RefSeq names its product amyloid beta (A4) precursor protein-binding, family B, member 2b (gene apbb2b). Gene Ontology annotation, molecular function: transcription factor binding; amyloid-beta binding. The coding region runs from base 371 to 2956 and encodes 861 amino acids. The record is from RefSeq and is a predicted model, not a curated record. NCBI's taxonomy places the organism in Eukaryota, Metazoa, Chordata, Actinopteri, Syngnathiformes, Syngnathidae. Gene Ontology annotation, cellular component: nucleus; cytoplasm. The transcript has 17 exons. Gene Ontology annotation, biological process: regulation of DNA-templated transcription.
GUGCAGGUGAGUGGACAGCCUCUGCAGUGUUUGUGUUGCUGGUCAGCCGGGCUCGGACUAGCAGCAGAACGGACGGCGCUCGUAAAAAAGACUUAAGUCGGCUCGUAAGUUUGGAUCGCUCCUGAGCGCCGGCGGUGUUGUUCCUGUUUGGGUUGAGGCGUGCACGUAAAAUGGCGCUGGCUGAGUCAUCUACGGGGGGAACAUGGACGCCGCCGCCUGGCUUAAGGUCUGGUAAUUGGAGAAAAGCAGACAGGUGGCAUGGACACACUUCCUCCGUGUUUGGUGUGAUGCUGGCUCUCUGCUGAGCGUGCUCAAUCCCUCAACCGUAACCUGCGCUGCUCUAUGACUGACCUGCUGUCAGAGCGCCGCCAUGAUGUCAGUGGACGUGACAAACUGUAACGCCCCCCCCGCCAAGCCCCCCUCCUCCCUCAGCCUACGCUCCUCCCACAACCAGGACGUCCUCAAACAGCAGGACUCCUCCACGCCCCCCAAGUGUCGCAAAAAGUACGCGCUCACCAGCAUCCAGGCCGCCAUGGGGCUGGGGGAAGCGGCGCCGCCUUCCACGUCGCCCGCCGCCUCCCCGCCGUCCUCGCCCUCCCCGCCCUCCACGCCCAACAACCUCAAGCUGGCCAAGAACGGGAUGAACCAGCUCCGCAAAGCCGGGCAGGAUCACAAUAAAAACCCCACGGACGUCAGCGAGGACGAGUGUGACUGUGAGAGUGCCACGGACGAGGGGGAGGAGCCUGACGCGCACACCCGGGCGGACGUGGCGCCCAAUCCCAACGCCAACACCGACCCGGAGUCAAAAAGUAGCAUCGAGGAUCUCAAACUCAACGGCAACUCUGCAGACUUUGUAAGCGACUUCAACAUGGAGGUGGGACAAAGCCAGAAGGAAGUCAUGUCGCUGACCAAGACCGAGGAGGACCAGGGUCGCCAAGACCAGGAGAAGAAACCCUCGCUUCUAAUCCAGAGCGAGUCUCCGGCCUCCACCGAGGAGCGCCAGACUUUGGGCAAGGACUCCCAGGUGCCGCCCCCGCCGUCCCCGCCCAGGCGGGUCAGCCCGGACGACGCCGCCCUGCUCUCCGCCUCCUCCGCCUCCUCGUCCCCGGAGACCAAGAAGGACCGGCGGUCCGGUCCCAAGACGGACUGCGCCCUCAACCGGAUCCAGAACUUGAACCCGAGUGACGAAGAACUGAGUUGGACCACCUUGUCCCAGGAGAGCAACUCCCCCGAGGAGAGCGACAUCUGGAACGAGCAAUCCUUCCAGACGGACCCGGACUUGCCUCCCGGCUGGAAGAAGAUCACGGACAUGGCGGGCAUCUACUACUGGCACAUCCCCACCGGCGCCACCCAGUGGGAGAGGCCCGCCGCCCCCGGGGAGACGACCCUGCAGGCGGGUGAGCACACGGGCGCUCUAUCUCCACGGAAACAGUCGCUGGGAUCCCUCAGCCCCUCCCCCACUCUUGACCAGGAGUCGUGUCAGGCCGAGGUCUUCUUCAGAGGCUCCACUCGCUCCGGCAGCACCACCUCCGACAGCUCUGUGGAACCUCUCCUCGAACACACCCUGCCCACGUGUGGAUUUGUCAACAGCUGCUACUUUCCCCGGUCCACAUCACUGCAGGGCAUGUCGGAGCAGGACUGUGCGCCCCAGCUUCAGUCCGACAAAGACAAGACUCAGGCCCGCCGUGAUUUUGGCGGAAAGAUUGAUAGCGAGGUGUGGAAGGACUUGCAGGCGGCCACGGUGAACCCUGACCCCAGUUUGAAGGAGUUUGAGGGCGCAACGCUUCGCUACGCCUCGCUGAAGUUAAGAAACCGUCCGGCUGCGGAAGAAGAGGACUCCGGCAGCACCAACGGUGACCCUCAGUCCAAGUGCUUUGCGGUGCGCUCCCUGGGGUGGGUGGAGAUGGCGGAGGACGACCUGGCGCCGGGGAAGAGCAGCGUGGCCGUCAACAACUGCAUCCGCCAGUUGUCCUACUGCAAGAACGACAUCCGGGACACGGUCGGCAUCUGGGGGGAGGGCAAGGACAUGUUCCUGCUGCUGGAGAACAACAUGUUAAACCUGCUGGACCCCAUGGACCGCAGCGUUCUACACUCUCAGCCGAUCGCCAGCAUCCGCGUGUGGGGCGUGGGGCGAGACAACGGCAGGGAUUUUGCCUACGUGGCGCGGGAUAAAAACACCCGGAUCCUGAAAUGCCACGUGUUCCGCUGUGACACGCCGGCCAAAGCCAUCGCCACCAGCCUCCAUGAGAUCUGCUCCCGGAUCAUGACGGAACGAAAGAAUGCCAAAGCCAUGGCGGGAGGAUCUCUGCAGGACAGGAUGCAGGCGGGACUAGACCUCCCUCUGCAAGAAUUCCCCACGCCAAAGACGGAGCUGGUUCAGAGGUUCCAGGUGCUGUACCUGGGCAUGAUGCCGGUGGCCCGGCCUUUAGGUAAGCACCACAAAGAGAGACCACCACCUGGAGGAGGUAACCACAGGUCUACCCCGCCAGGCAUGGACAUCCUGAACGGAGCCAUCGACAGCUUAGUCAGUUCUUCCAUGAGAGAGGACUGGACCCCCGUGGCCCUCAAUGUGGCCGACGCCACCGUCACCAUCAGCAAGGACCAGGAGGAAGAGGAAGUGCUGGUGGAGUGUCGCGUGCGCUUCCUGUCCUUCAUGGGCGUUGGACACGACGUGCGCACCUUCGCCUUCGUCAUGGACGCCGGCGGCCAUCGCUUCGACUGCCACGUGUUCUGGUGCGAGCCCAACGCCGGGAGCGUGUCGGAGGCUGUGCAGGCCGCUUGUAUGCUGCGGUACCAGAAGUGCUUGGUGGCGCGGCCCCCCUCCCAGAAGGCGUGCGGCUCGUCGCCGCCGGGCGACUCGGUGUCCCGCCGGGUGUCGACCAGCGUCAAGCGAGGCGUCCUGUCCCUCAUCGACACCCUCAAGCAGAAGAGGCCCGUCACGGAGUUGCCGCAGUAAACCGCCAGGCUUCAAAUGCGCCCCCCCCCCAGCCCCUCCUCCUCCCACACUCGCCAUGGUAACUCCCCGCAUCGCCGUUACCGUGGACUCCUGUAACCAUGGAAACACGCAAGGUUCGGGGACGCCUACGAUCUUCCAGACUUGACCCAGUGGGCGAGCGUCCAUCAUGCCCCUCCCCCGUAGGAGCACGAGCGUGCGUCGCCGCCCCCUUUUUGCACGUGCCGCAGCAUGAUGGCGCACGCUUGGCCACACCCCCAACCCCCCCACGCUUUGAUGAAGAGACCGUAGAGUGAAGGAAGGGUGAGUGGUCCUGCAUGAAACGUUCCAAACAAUACCCCGCUGCUAGUCAAGCUUUACCUGCCUCGCCAAUGCGCCGUUUUUCUGUGAAGACGACGAGGAGGGAGGAGGGAGGAUGGAGGGGCCCCGGGCCUCCAAGGCACUGUGACACCUGGUGAUUGGUGGGACAGGAAGUAGAGUUUGACCACCCGCCUUAUGUCCACAUGAACGCGGUAGUCUUCAAAUCUAACGUCUUCCAUACUUUUCUUUUGGUCCACCAGGAGGAUCAAAGGUCAAAUGUGCCUUUUUACACACAUUCUUUUUAUUUGCAGUCUGACAAACAUUUGCGUUCAUCAAUAGAAUAGAAAGUACUUUAUUGAUUCUUGGGGGAAAUUCAGCACCACAGUUGAAUGUAUCAGAGCUAUUUAUCCAUAUGGAAUGGAGGUAAUUCUGGAACUGGCACCUAUCCAUUUUCUACCGCUUGUCCCUCUCGGGGUGGUGGGAGAACGGCCACCCAAUAUUAUUCCAAAACAAAGUAUUGAUAGUGAAAGGAGAAUGGAAUGUGGAAAGGUGUGUGGAGCACAAAGAUUCACACACACACAAAAAACAUUAAUUCAACUUUAUUUCGUAUUUUUAUGUCAAAUUCCGUUCAUUUUGGAUCAAUUGUGUAGAAAACGUUUGGAUAAAAGUAAUACUUAAACUUUGAAUGAAUUUUAUUUUAUUAUUUAGUCUUUUUGACUCGGGGGCUAAAACUAUAUAUAUAUAUAUAUAUAUAUAUAUAUAUAUAUAUAUAUAUAUAUAUACAUCCAGGUUUAUGUUGUUUAUCCGCUAUACAGUGUUCAAUACCGGGAGCGGAAUAUACAUUAGGUCAGGAAACAACACAGAGGCUAUUUCAUCCCUACAAUCCUGUUUUAUAAAAAUCCCCUGAAGAGCAGGGAAGCCUGCGAAACAGGCUUGCAGGGGUAUGAAAUAGCCUCUGUGUUGUUUGCUAAC